Plasmodium coatneyi is the source of this 3075-nucleotide messenger RNA. Its product is annotated as Reticulocyte binding protein 2-like protein B. The coding region runs from base 1 to 3075 and encodes 1024 amino acids. The transcript is spliced from 2 exons. The record is from RefSeq and is a predicted model, not a curated record. NCBI's taxonomy places the organism in Eukaryota, Apicomplexa, Aconoidasida, Haemosporida, Plasmodiidae.
AUGAAACCCCCCUGGGCAGUUUUCCUCCUUUUACUGCUGGCGCAUUUUUUAACAUGUACUAAUGGGUUGAGAAAGAGGGUAGGGGGUGCCCCGUACGACUUCCUCCUGGGAAGUAGAAAUAACAAACAAAACGAAACGUUGAUACGAAGAAGGCACCAUGAGGUAAGAAAAAAAAGUGUGCAAAAAUUAAAAGACGUGAAGGAUAUGCAUGUGGGACAGCUAAAAGUGGGGAGAGUCGCAAACGUUGUUGAAAACGAAAUAUUUGUGAAAUUGAAAAAUGAUGAUAAUGAGCAAAUUAUAAUUAAGAGGGAGAAUAACUACCUGCUCGAAAAUGAACUGCUCUACGAAUAUUUAUAUAGGAACAAUUUUAUUGACCACGCAAUGUAUGCUAAACUGAUGCGGAAGGUAACCCCCCAAUGGAAAGACCAAGCCCCCUGUGUGCAAAAUGACCAUGUUAAAGACUGCCUUGUUCUCAUAAAAGAAGUGGAUGAGAAAAAUAGAAUAAUCGGAGAAUUAUACACAAACGAAAUAAACAAAAGGAAAGAAAAAAUUUACAACAAAUUAGACGAAUUGAAAAAUUCAGAAAAAAAAAUUUUCAUCCAAAUUGUAAAAAAUGUAAGGAAUAAAUAUUUUGUAGUUUUAAUAAAUGGAUGCAUAAAGGGGUACCUGCUCUACGACGAAAAUGAUGAGAAGGACAAACAGAAUGUGCAGCUCCUACAAGCGUCCAAAAAUGCAACGCACAAAAUAAGCGCAUACAUAAUUGAAGUGAAUAAAAAACUGGAAUAUGUCUUCUUAAGUUUACGAAAAAUCCCCGCUGAUGAAAUGAAUGAAAAAUUACGAAAUUUACAACAUACAAUUAUCGUGGAAAAUUUAUUCGAAAAUGUCUACUUCAAAGGGGAGGUCUCCGAUUUUUGUAACGACGGAAAUAACAUCAUAGUUAAUAUUUUUGAAAGCAAGGGUAACCCCAUUAAGGUAAAAAUAAAAUCCCAUAAUAUUAUCAACACGAGAAAUAUUUUGCGGAAUUUUGAUUAUUUGAAAAAUAAAGUUAUAACACAUGAGUUUGGCCUGCACAAUUCGGCUGCCGUGGAGGAGACCACCGAAGAUCGUCUUCCCAGCCAUAAAAUGGGACAACGAAGGGGGGAAGAAAGUGGGGAUGCUGUCCACACGGGGGAAGGUGGCCCGUUCGAUGCGCGCUACACAAAGGAUAUAACACCACAAGAGAAAAAAGCAAAAGGGUCCAUACGCCAGAAGGACUACACAGAUAAGUAUAAACAAUUCAAGCAAAACUUCUACGGGUGCAAUGAGGAAGAUGCUCUCAAAUACAUCAACGUGGAUGACUACAUUUUUAAAAAGGAAAAACUGCUAUACGUUCGAAUUGUUAACAAAACAUCGGACCCCAAUUUGUACGAAGGGAGCAUGGUUAACGCGGAUCCUAUUAACCACCAGAUAUAUGAGCUUAUAAAAAAAAUGUCUACUGACCAGAACGUCAUUCAAAAUUACAACCCCAUGUUGAGGUACCCCUCCAAGGUUCUCGCUUUCUUUAACAGUUAUGUGAUUCUCUCCACCAGGGUUUUGAGUCCUGAAGCGGCAGCAGUACAGGAAAGCGACCCUGAAAGAGGGGGGGAUGAUAAGACCUCUACCAGUGGCACCACCGGGUGUAACAAAAUCAACAAGGAACACGUAAGAGACGUCAUCACGCUGAUCGAAAAGCGCUACAUCGAUUAUGAAAAUCUCAAAGAAGGAGACAUUUUUUUUUGCAGAUUUGAUCACCUCAAAACGAGAAAUGCACGCAACAUUUUUAACCUCUCCAAUAGUACAAUUAACAAAAUUUUCAAUUCGUACUUUAAGAGGGAAAAGGACAUAAUGGGGUUGGUCGGCCGGCGGGACGAUGACUCCCCACGGUGGGAUAGGAACCCGUCCAGAGGGGAUGGAUUCAAUAUGGGUGAUCGCACCAAAUCACCGGAGCAGGAUAAAUCCCCAGUGCAGCAAAUCUUCGAAGAAAUAUUUUUCUCCAAGAGGGACUUCUACUUCAUGAGGGGAGAACUGCACAAGGACACUGAAUACCGCCUCAACAAAAACAACAUAGACAAAAAUUUCAAACUGCUAAAGCACAUAUGUGACACGUACUACUCAGGAAUUAACAAGAAUUACCAUCACUACCCAAGUAUACGCGAAGAAUAUAUUUUGGCCUACCUGGGGAAGGACAAUUACAAGCUGUACAGAAAAAUUGUAGCCGAUUAUUUCUCAUCGAAUGAGCAUUCCUACAAAGAAUUCUUGCAAGCAGAUUGUGAAGCCAUUCUUACAACCGUCUUCGAUGUGGCGUUUGAAAAUCCCAACGCAUUAACAGUCCAGGUGGUACAAAACUAUAACAAAGAGCUAUUUCGAAAAAUCUCCAUGCUAGACAUAAACGAACUAAACUACAUGCUGAAAGACCUAGAUAAAUUAAAAAAAAAAAUGUAUAUCUACCCGUGUAGCUACAAUAACAGAAUUGGACGGAUGAAUCUGAUUCUGAAUAAUAUGAAGCCCAUAAAAAAGGAACACAUCGAAAACAUGAACCUUCGUGAAGACGUAAAAAAUGAACUGCUAAACGUUUAUAAAAAUUUCGUCUUCCCUGAUGAGUACAUAAAAGAGACCAUUAUAAAGAAGAAACAGGCCAAGUGUCGGGAAAAUAGCAAAAUGCAAUCCAUAUACAUUUUGGCCGAGGAAACCAUAAACCUUUAUGAGAAUUCUGCCAAGGAUGUAGAACCACUCAGUGAGGAGCAAAUUGGCGUCAUCAGGGAUCACCUUUUGAAGAAACGCAGGCCCGUCCCGGGUGACAUGUCUGAAAAUGACUCCUUCCGGGGGGACCUCUUCGAGCCUGAAAACAGCCAAAUAAGGCGCCUCCUGCAUAUGAUAAAAGAAGACCUGGAAAAGCAGAAGAAGAAAAACAAGCUGGACGAAGUGGACCGUGAGUAUGAAGAAGAACAGAACAGUUACACCGAUGCCACGGACCUCUACAAGACGUACCCAGAGCUCCAAGAAAUGGACAGGCUCAGUGAGGACGCUUUUCAUAUGAAAAUUCCCUUUGUGGAAUGA